AUGGGGAAGAGAAUGGCCUCACUAAUUACCACUCUUUUAGUGGUAUUAGUGUCUCUAAUUAGCUUCCCUUCCCAAACCACAGCCGACGAUUAUAAGUAUGCUUCUCCACCGCCACCGGUGAAGAAAUACUCACCGCCGCCUCCAAAGAAACCUUACGUCUACAAAUCACCUCCUCCACCGCCACCUCCCAAGAAACCCUACUACUACAAAUCCCCUCCGCCACCACCGCCUCCUAUAAAGCAAUACGAAUACAAAUCACCACCACCUCCACCGCCUCCUAAGAAGCAAUACGAAUACAAAUCGCCACCACCUCCACCACCACCAAAGAAGCACUACGAGUACAAAUCACCUCCUCCUCCACCACCUCCGAAGAAACCAUAUGUUUAUAAGUCUCCUCCGCCACCACCACCACCGGUUUACAAAUACAAAUCCCCACCACCGGUUUACAAAUACAAAUCCCCGCCGCCACCGCCACUGGUUUACAAGUACAAGUCCCCUCCACCGCCUCACUACUAG
This is a messenger RNA of Salvia splendens (bonfire salvia), 516 nucleotides long. Its product is annotated as extensin-3-like. The coding region runs from base 1 to 516 and encodes 171 amino acids. Gene Ontology annotation, molecular function: structural constituent of cell wall. The transcript has a single exon. The record is from RefSeq and is a predicted model, not a curated record. Gene Ontology annotation, biological process: plant-type cell wall organization. Lineage: Eukaryota; Viridiplantae; Streptophyta; Magnoliopsida; Lamiales; Lamiaceae.